CAGAUUAUAAUAGGGUUAAUUGACAACGAACUAAAGGAAGACCUACUCAGUGUAACGGAUUUGACCUUGGAGAAAUGCAUAAAUAUGAGCAGAGCAGCUGAAACUACAAAAGCUCAAAUGGAAACCAUCAAGAACAAAAAUGAAGUAGCAAGAGUAGAAGUGGGAGCGGGACAAAGAAGAACCAUGAAAAAGGAGCACUCCAGUGAUAAAAGGCAGCCCUCCAGGAGCAGAACCAGAGACCAGUCGUAUAUCAGACAGCAGGGUCAAGCGUACAAUAGAGACCAGUCCUAUAGCAGACAGCAGGGUCAAGCCUACACCAGAGACCAGUCGUGUGGCAGACAGCAGAAUCAAACAAACACCAGACGAUCUUGUGGCAAGUGUGGCAGACAACACGGAUAUGCGAAGUGCCCAGCAUUCAACAAGAAGUGUGUGAAGUGCGGCAAAUACAAUCACUUUGCGGCUAUGUGCCUAAAUAAAAUGUGUGGCUCUGUCUAGGUGAACUUCCAUAUGAAUAUAAAAUAAAAUUACAAGACAAUAAUGUACCAAUUGCUGAGCGACCCCGGAAAAUACCAUUUCAAUUAGAAGAAAAAGUUAAAACUGAGCUGG
Molecule: messenger RNA, 606 nt
Organism: Cydia fagiglandana
Lineage: Eukaryota; Metazoa; Arthropoda; Insecta; Lepidoptera; Tortricidae
Exons: 2
Coding region: 85-495 (136 amino acids)
Source: RefSeq, a predicted model, not a curated record